CCUUCACUCCUAAUACCUCUUGCCUACAAACUCACUGCUUAGGCGAUUGAAAAAUCACCUGUAGCCAGGCACAAAGAAGAACAAGAAAAACCAACCAAAUCAAAUCAAAUCAAUUCUGAGGAAAACAAAAGCAUACUGAGGAAAAUCUACGCCCACACUGACGUUUGGCUUAAAAGCCCAAUCGCCGGAAAUUCGAUUUUUCAAUUGAAAGGAAUUUGACAUAAGGUUUCCCAAAGAAAAUUACCUAUUUUUGCAUUAUUCUCACGAAGUCAUGAGAAUUGUGCAGUUAACAAUUGAUUAGAAACCAACGAUUUAUUUAGAAAUUCUUAAAAUGGACCUUUCCCUUGCCACCAACUUUAUUAUAUCCGUUGGAGCAUAUAUAACGUCCGUACGAAUCAUACCGACUUUUCGAGAAAAACUUAUAAAAUCCAAUCUUAUUGGACAUGAUUUAUGCAAGAAAGAUAAGACUAAAGUGCCGGAGUCCCUUGGAGUCGUCACAGCGUGCGUGUUCUUGGUUGCAAUGUUCUUUUUUAUACCUGUGCCAUUUAGUUUUUUCCUAAAUGGAAAAGACGAUUUUUCCCAGGAAGAAUUUGUUGAGUUGAUAGUAGCUCUGCUAUCAAUUUGCUGUAUGAUUUUGCUGGGAUUCGCAGACGAUGUUCUUGAUCUCCGAUGGAGACAUAAAGUGCUGUUGCCAACUAUAGCAACUCUACCUCUGCUGAUGGUGUACUAUGUAAAUUAUAAUUCAACAACUAUUCUUGUUCCUAAGUUUGCGAGAUCAUUUUUGGGUCUCACGGUUGAUAUAGGAGUACUCUACUAUGUGUACAUGGGUAUGCUUGCAGUGUUUUGCACCAAUGCAAUCAAUAUUUUAGCCGGUAUAAAUGGAUUGGAAGUGGGACAGGCUAUAAUUAUUGCAGCUUCUAUUAUUGUAUUCAAUUUUACAGAGUUAAUUCUGGGUAAUCAAGUAAAAGCUCACAGAUUUUCACUUUAUUUGAUCUCACCGUUUCUAGCUACAUCAUUGGCCCUAUGGAAAUAUAAUAAAUAUCCAGCGAAGAUUUUUGUUGGUGACACCUUUUGCUACUUUGCCGGAAUGACAUUUGCAGUUGUUGGUAUAUUAGGACACUUUAGUAAAACGUUGCUAUUGUUUUUUAUACCACAAAUAAUCAACUUUUUGUAUUCGGUACCACAGCUUUUCCAUUUUAUUCCAUGCCCACGGCACCGACUCCCUCAAUAUGAUUCUAAGACUGAUCUUUUACAUACAAGUACAACAACAUUCCAGAAAGACAAAAUUGGACGAUUUGGUUUUUUAUUUGUUACAUUAUUUCGGAAACUUAAAUUUAUUUCGUGGACGGAGAAGCCUGAUGGAACUGUUAUUACGAAUAAUUUUACACUCAUUAAUUUAGUUUUAGUUAUUUUUGGCCCAGUUCACGAGUCAAUUGUAACACAUAUGCUUUUGGGCAUUCAAGUAGCGAGUACUUUAAUUGCAUUUAUUAUUCGCUACCCUCUCGCAAGUUAUUUCUAUAAUAAAUGAAUAUAUGUCUUCAGUUUGUGAAGCUAUUAUUGUUUGCCAAAGUUAAGUUAAAUUAAAGUAAGUUAGAGUUUCAAUUUGUACUGAGUUGGGUUAAAUUAUAAGAAUUGAACUAAAACAACGACGAUGUUUGCAAUACUUGUUUGCAUAAACAACUAUUGUUCUUAUAUUUUAUUUUUAAAUUAAAGAAUUGAUUGAUUGAAAGUCUAA
This is a messenger RNA of Episyrphus balteatus (marmalade hoverfly), 1735 nucleotides long. It is a transcript of the gene Alg7, whose product is annotated as UDP-N-acetylglucosamine--dolichyl-phosphate N-acetylglucosaminephosphotransferase. The record is from RefSeq and is a predicted model, not a curated record. Gene Ontology annotation, cellular component: membrane. Gene Ontology annotation, biological process: protein N-linked glycosylation; dolichol-linked oligosaccharide biosynthetic process. Bases 332 to 1528 code for a protein of 398 amino acids. Lineage: Eukaryota; Metazoa; Arthropoda; Insecta; Diptera; Syrphidae. Gene Ontology annotation, molecular function: UDP-N-acetylglucosamine-dolichyl-phosphate N-acetylglucosaminephosphotransferase activity. The transcript is spliced from 5 exons.